AUGAACUAUUUCAAGAAACAUAAUAAGAGGCCAUUUCCCAUAUUAGAAAAUAUGGAAGCAAUAAUCUUCUGUCGUCAAUCAGUAGACCUUGUCAAGGAUGCUUACGAUUUACAUCCCAAGACCAAGUACGUCGACAUGUUUGAUAUGACAAAUCCACUUGUAGUGAUUCGUGAUCCAGAGCUUAUUAAAUCUAUUGGUGAGCGGAAGAAAGAAAAUCUCAACUCCGGAGCCUAUCUUUCAUUUGGACUGGGUCCCAGGAUGUGCAUUGGUAAUAGAUUCGUUUUAAUGGAGACGAAAAUUCUGCUGUUUCAUCUAUUAGCACGUUGCAAUUUAAAAGCAAAAAACACUGUUACCGCUCAAACUUGCUAA
This is a messenger RNA of Nylanderia fulva, 369 nucleotides long. The record is from RefSeq and is a predicted model, not a curated record. NCBI's taxonomy places the organism in Eukaryota, Metazoa, Arthropoda, Insecta, Hymenoptera, Formicidae.